Messenger RNA from Oncorhynchus mykiss (rainbow trout), 2954 nucleotides. RefSeq names its product transmembrane protease serine 4. Gene Ontology annotation, molecular function: protein binding; serine-type endopeptidase activity. Gene Ontology annotation, cellular component: membrane. Gene Ontology annotation, biological process: proteolysis. NCBI's taxonomy places the organism in Eukaryota, Metazoa, Chordata, Actinopteri, Salmoniformes, Salmonidae. The record is from RefSeq and is a predicted model, not a curated record.
AGAGAGAGACAAAGAGAGAGAGAGAAAGUAUGCAGGUAGAUAGACCAAGGCAUUAGGUGUCCUAUUACAGAUACUAGUUUGGUGUUGUUUUGUCAGCAGGGGCUGGGUCAUCCACAACAAGUCCAUGUGGAUUUCAGCAGCACGGAUACACACAGAAACACACCGGCAGUCAUUAAUACAGCAGCAGAUUUUCACCGCAGCCGGACAAGUUAGGCGGCCUGCAUGAUAGAUUAAGUACCACUGCCUGUGAAUUGAGAGACAACGAAUAGGGUAGGAGAAGGACGAGAGAGAGAAAGACAGGGAGAGAGAAGAACCGUACGGACCGGCACAGAGUUGCGAGAGGUAGAACUUCAGAAGCAGAGGGAGAGAAGGCACAAGGCGAAGGGGAAGGGAGAGACUGUUGAAGGGAGUUCUACUUGCUCCAGAGACCGAAGGGCAGUGCAUCCUCUGUACCCUGUGAUCUGGGCCAGCUGAGAGGGGACUUCUGCACCAUGGAUACUGACACCUGCCUUGCUGAAGAAAGCAAUAUACCAUUAAAUCCUAGGCAACAAGUUGAAGUACGGCCUGGUAUGAAACGAAAGCCCAUGACGGCUCUGAACUCCCAGAAAGAGAAGUCCUCGUCGAGGAAUAGGGUCCUGAUCACUGUGUUGAUGGUACUGGUAGUGCUAGGGAUCCUGGCCACGGCUGGCUACUUCAUCGCGCAGCUGAUCAACAGUAAGUACUUCUUCUGCUCCCGGUCGGUGAAGUUCAUUUCCCUGGACAAAGCAUGUGAUGGGAUGGUGGACUGUUCAGGAGGAGAGGACGAGCUCACCUGUGUGGCCAGCAUGACGGUCAACACUACCUUCCCAGUGCGUCUGGUCUCUGAGCAGAGUGUUCUCCAGAUCUACAGUGCCGGGACAGGAUGGAGGAGUGUGUGUAGUGAGGACUGGACCCAGCAGCACACAGAGAAAGCCUGUCAACAGCUGGGCUACACCUAUAAACCCAACAGUAGUAGUAUCUCUGUGCAGAACUUGUCCUCGUCCCUGAAGACAGGACCGUUCUCAGGGGUCAGGGUCGCAGCUGAAACCACCCCCUUUUACCAGACUGUCAUUGACCGCCAAGUGUGUAACUCAGAAUCCGUGAUCUCCCUGACCUGCUCCGACUGUGGAGAGCGGGGGCAAUCGGACCGUGUCGUGGGGGGUGUGGAUGCGUCUAUAGAAGACUGGCCGUGGCAGGUGAGCCUUCAGCAGAACGGACAACACACCUGCGGAGGGUCACUGGUGUCAUCACGCUGGGUCAUCACAGCAGCACACUGCUUCUCUGGUAGUAAGAAGGAGCUGAGUCGCUGGCAGGUGGUGUCUGGGAGGACUUACAUGGGCACCCUGGGAGGCUCAUAUGUAGACAGGAUCAUACUGAACGGAGACUACAAUGCAGCCAGCAACGACUACGACCUGGCCAUGAUGAGGCUGACCAAACCCAUCACUGUAGGAAACUCUCGUCGGCCCGUGUGUUUGCCCCCUAAGAACCUGGGCCUGAAGGCAGGAGACUCUAUGACGGUGACGGGCUGGGGCUACCUCCAUGACAAGGGUAAAGUGUCUCCUGUCCUCCAGAAGGCAAUCCUUCCCCUUAUAGACAGUGAUCAGUGCUCUAGUCCCACUGUCUACGGUGACUCAAUUACUCCCAGAAUGCUUUGCGCGGGUUACCUGGAGGGCAAAGUGGAUGCAUGUCAGGGAGACAGUGGUGGUCCUCUAGUGUACCUGUCAGAACAAUGGCAGCUGGUGGGGGUGGUGAGUUGGGGGAUCGGCUGUGCCAGAGAGGGUCAACCAGGGGUCUACUGCAACGUGGACGAUAUGCUCAACUGGAUCCACACUGUCAUGGAGAAAAACCCUUGACGCCUCAAAACAUGACCAAAAGCCAAUGCUCUAUUGGGUUGGGCCACCUGAAUGGAUUUCAGUGGAUCUACAUGGAGCUCUGUUAUGGGAAUAGAAGAGGAAUCCUCUUCGAAGUGCAAUUUAAAACACCUACAAGAAUACAUAACACACACACACACACACACACAAAUUUAACUUAUUGUAUAAAUGUAACAGGUUCUAUAACAGGUUGUUUACAGUGUGACAUGUGCCAUUUUCGGUGCCUCAGGGACCACUGACGUGGUAGUGUAACAAUGUCGCUGGAGACGACAGUCGGUCUAGGGCUGCGUCCGAAAUGGCACCCUAUUGCCUUUAUAGUGCACUACUCUUGAUCAGAGCACCAUGGUUCAAAGUAGUGCACUAUCGAGGGAGUAGUGGGCCGUUUGGGACGAAGCCUGGGCUUUCCACAUGGCUGAGUACUUUUGAGACAGGACUCUCACCAAGUGCCUCUGCUUUCUUUUUGUCAAUGAGGUUGCGAGAAGGCAGCCAUACACCAACUGUACUUGACCACGUUUUAUAAAUGUAAAGUCGUCAUGUGACCACAUCUUUAUGUGCUUAUUGACAUGCAUUGCACAAUGUUCAACAUGUUCACCCAACUUUCCAUGGGUGAAAUGUCUUCAUGAAAAUAUAUUGGUGAUGAAGUUUUGUCAUGCAGUUGAAAAUCGCAUUUUACCUCAUGUUAAAUGAUCCUCAAGUACGGUGCGGUGACGUGAACCUUUCUUCAUAUUAUGUGUCAUUGGAGGGGGCGUUAGCCGUACUGUACAUACCGUCAUGGAUUCACUUUUACACUUUCAGGUGGUCAGACCUAUUCACUAUGUGCCGACAGAUUUCCAUUGGGCAAUCGGAAUAAUCCUUACUUGCACUACAUGUACACGGUUCUGAUUUAAUAGCGUGUAUUUUUUUUUUAGACAUUGUGAACAUUUGAGUGUUUUCUUUAAAUAUUGUUUACUAUGUAGAAAUGGUUGUCUGUGUAAGAUAGAAAUGUGUCUGUAUUUGUUGGUACGUUUGAUAAAGGGGAUGCCUGUGUUCAAUAAAUGAUCAGAUUUGGAUUGGGAUGAACUUUGA